Molecule: messenger RNA, 2280 nt
Organism: Symsagittifera roscoffensis
Lineage: Eukaryota; Metazoa; Xenacoelomorpha; Acoela; Convolutidae
Product: endothelin-converting enzyme homolog
Exons: 1
Coding region: 1-2280 (759 amino acids)
Biological process (GO): proteolysis
Cellular component (GO): plasma membrane
Molecular function (GO): metalloendopeptidase activity
Source: RefSeq, a predicted model, not a curated record
AUGCCCAAUAUUCGGACGACUGUUUUUAUAGCACUUCAAGUUACUGUUUACGUUUUCCUUUUCACAUCAUUCCUAGUAGUUCUAUCUCUGUAUAUUCACUCCACUAAAUAUUCCGACAAUUCGAGCAAUGAUCAGACCGAACUCACUGAACAAGAGUCGGUCCAGCAAGCCAAAGUGAUUGCGCCUAUGAACUUAGACGCAGACCCUUGUGAAAACUUUUAUGAGUACAGUUGCGGAAACUUCCUUAGUCAUACCCUAAUUGACCUUGAAGAGUUUCAGAAAUCACUCAAGUAUGAAUCGUUCGACGCUACGCUUAGUAUUCUACCAAGAUUAUUCAAAACUAUUCUGGAACAAGAAAACAGUUGUGAAUCUGAAAUAAAAGUAGCCCAAUUUUUCCACAGUUGCAUGGACGAGUUUGUCGAAGUUGACAAAUCAGGGGAUAAAGUUUCAAUUAAAGUUGAAAAAAUGGACACGAAAGACACUGAUAUUGUGAAAGAUUUGAUGGAAACGUUCAAAGUUCAGUUGAAUUUCAACCUGAAUGAUUCUCUUCAGAACUCUAGUAAAAAUGGUAACAAAACGCUUAGAGCUCUCAACUGGCCUAUCGAUGGGGUUUUCUGGAAUGUGUUUUUUGGAAUAUACGCACCAGGUGACGAACUGAUUGAAUUUAACCAAGAAAUCGAACGGGUUGUUUUGGGAAUACCUGACGAAGGAGUCGUUAACAAACUAUUUCCUGUAGAAUCUGCUGCGGUCUUCGAAAAGGAUGUUAAAUCAUUUAAUUACUUGAAGUUAGUUUUGAAAGAGUCCAAAAUAUUGCAGGCCGAUAAACUUGAUAAACUAUUUGACACUUUCAACAAUUCUAUGGACGAACUGAAAAAAUGCAGAGAUGAGAUUGACGCAGACAAUUAUUACGAUUCUAUUCUUGAUGACAUUUUUAAGCAGGACUACGGAAGCCUAAGUAAUUUUAGCAGCGGUAGUGUUGAUUUAGACAAAGAAAACGAAGAUUUUCUGUUGUCCAUCGAAAACCUUUUGCCUGAAUGGGUGCAGAAGGUUCUGAAAAAUGACUCCGAUUCUCUAAAAAUCACUGUGAACGCCAGUUUUCCCAAAUAUUCAAAAUGUUUGAGGGAGAACUCCAGCCUCACUAACUUUAAUAACUUUAUGCAAUUACAGUUCAUAAGUGCUUUGCAUUACUUGCUAGUACAAAGCAAUGAUACAUAUGAUGAUAGAUCGGUUGCGACGGAAAAUCAAGCUGGAAAUAAAAAUCCAGAGCAAAAAAGAGAAAUUGAAUGCCUUCAAAGCCUGAUUCCAGAUCAUUUGUAUCUUGCUCUUGUGACCUCAAAUGCUUACAUGAAAUAUUAUAUCGGAAACGAUUCGUUCUACCAAUUGGACAAAUGGCAGAAUUAUAUAAAGCAGGCGGCAUCUGAGAGGUUUGACGCUAGGAUUGAAAACGCAACUACUAGAGAAGGCUUGAAAGAUUACUUCAACAAAAUUGAAAUGCGACCCAAACCCGAUCAAAUUUCAUGCGAAUUUUCAGAUGCAUUGCUGGCAAACUUAGACGUCAAACCAACCCAGAAAAACUCAUACGCAAAAAAUCUCCUUAGUUUGCAAAAGUAUUAUCAAGACAUUUACAAAAGCAGUGGAUCCCCCAGAAUGGAAAAUUUAGUUUUGUAUGUCAAUGCGAAAUUUUACCACCGAGACCAAAAAGCACAAAUGUGGACUUUUCUGAUAGACCCUUUGUAUUCAGACAAUAACCCAGUUGCGGUUAAUUAUGGUUCCAUGGUAUAUAUCAUGGCCCAUGAAUUUUCACACGCUUUAGACGAAAGAAGUAUACAGAAGCAAUAUAUUGGCAAUUACCCUUGGGAUAAAAUAACUAAUGAAAAUUAUAACAACUUCAGACAAUGCCGAAUAAACUUGAUGGAUGAGGCCAAUCUAAACGGAGCAAACUUAGACUGCGAAAGUUACGCUGACAUUUCAGGCAUUCAGUUGGCCUAUCAGGCCAUGAAGUCGAAUGAAAACAUGGCCGAGUUGAACAGAAAUCUUCAAAACUCUCCUAUUUUGAAAGACUUUUCGGCCGAAAAACUGUUUUUCGUGGCGUUCGCUCAAAGUCACUGCGACGCAAGUGUGAAUGAAGAAAAGAACACGUUUAACCCCAUGAAACCUCAUCCUCCAGUCUGGGCCAGGGUUAAUCUGACCUUGUCUAUGCUUCCAGAGUUCAAAGAAGUGUUCCAAUGCAAAGAUGACCAGGCCAUGACCAAAGGAGAAGAUUGCAAUAUCUGGCCGUAA